Messenger RNA from Lingula anatina, 1187 nucleotides. Its product is annotated as pre-miRNA 5'-monophosphate methyltransferase. Gene Ontology annotation, cellular component: cytoplasm. Gene Ontology annotation, molecular function: RNA methyltransferase activity; O-methyltransferase activity. NCBI's taxonomy places the organism in Eukaryota, Metazoa, Brachiopoda, Lingulata, Lingulida, Lingulidae. The record is from RefSeq and is a predicted model, not a curated record. Gene Ontology annotation, biological process: negative regulation of pre-miRNA processing.
GAUGAAUACAUCGGCUUGUCUUGGGAAGCUUCUUACAAUAUUGCAUUUGCACACUGAUUUGCACAACUUUAUUAGGUCACACCAUAAUGAAUGCUACAACUACAAAGAAGUUUGAACCUGGCGCAGCUGUGUUUGGAAAUUUCAUUAAUUAUUAUUCUUUUAAUCCACCAGAAAAUAGACUAAAAUUUAUUCCAACAGACUUUCUUUUCCAUAUGCCAAGUGUAAAAGAGCUUAAUUCUGUCGCAGCCUUGGAUGUAGGAUGUAACGCUGGAGAUUUGACAUUGAGAAUGUAUGAACACCUCACUGAAGGAAUCAGUAAUAGUCAGCAAAAUAUGCUAUCUGACAAUCUUCACAUUCUUGGAGUUGACAUUGAUGAAUGUCUAAUAAAGCGUGCAAAGGAGGCCAAUCAUUAUCCGAAGAAUAUUCAGUUCAAUGUUUUAGAUAUUUUAGAUGACACUUCAAGAAAAUAUAGUUUACAAACAUUUUUAAACAAAAUUGGUAAAGAAAGAUUUGACAUUGUUUUUUGUUUUUCUGUCACCUUAUGGAUUCAUUUGAAUAACGGAGAUGAGGGACUGAAAAAGUUUUUGACUAUUUUAUCUGGAAUAACUGAAAAUCUUGUGUUGGAGCCUCAGCCAUGGAAAUGCUACAAGUCAGCAGUAAGACGGGUUAAAAAAUUGAAUUGUCCUGAAUUUGAACAUUUUAAGUCUCUUACUUGGAGAGAUAAUGUUGAAGAUGAAAUCCAACGUUAUUUGAUAAAUGACUGUAAAUUGCAUUUUGUGAAGAGCCUUGGACAGACACAUUGGGAGAGGAAUGUUUUACUGUAUUCAAAAGUACAUGGAUAGAUGAAUGAUUUGCUCUAUAAUCCAAAACUCCCAUUGUGUUUGUUUGCAUCAAAUUACAUGCAUUCACAAAUGGUUUAUUUACAUGUGUUUUUCGAAACCAAAUUCAACACUGGUAUUUGGACUCUACAAUUUGGGUAACUGAGAGUGUUAUGUGAUGAUACCAUUCCUCUGAACAUAAAAUAUGAUUUAAAUUUAAUUUUUUUUUUUCAAUGUGCAGUUUUGUCAAAAUGAAAAUUUUGUAUUCUUACAUCCCUGUGUUUGCAAAAAUAAAUUUCGUCCUCAACUAUCUUUAUACAUUACAUCAUGCAUGGUUAAAAAAAACACCAAUAAAAUAGAGGAAAGUGU